Messenger RNA from Nycticebus coucang (slow loris), 2083 nucleotides. Its product is annotated as translation initiation factor IF-2-like. The transcript has a single exon. The record is from RefSeq and is a predicted model, not a curated record. Lineage: Eukaryota; Metazoa; Chordata; Mammalia; Primates; Lorisidae. Bases 117 to 488 code for a protein of 123 amino acids.
GCUGCCGACCCCCCUCCUCCCCACUCCCCCCGCUCGGGGAGCCUCCUCAGCCGGAGGAGGCGACAACAAAGCGGCGGCGGCGGCGGCGGCGGCAGCGGCAGCGGCGGCUCCUCAACAUGGCAGCGCCGAGCGCGGCCACUUCCGGUAACCUCCGGGACGCACCACCGCGGCGGCGAGCGCGGGCGGGGGGGGAGCCCCGGCCCGGCCGCCGCCGCCCCCAGUUGCCCCGACCCCCUCUGGGCGUCCCCGCUGCCGGCUCGCUGCCUGGGAGCUCAGCCAGUGCCUGCCGGCGGUGGGGUCAGGGCCCCAGCGGGGGGGCUGGGGUGGGGCCGGGGGCGGGGAUGGGGCGCGGCGUCCCCCCCCGCGGGGGUGUGUGGUGCUGCGGUCCGUGGCUCAGGCAGCUGGAGCAGGGGGAGCUCAGGAGAGAAGAUGGAGGACGCCAGGGUCUGGCGCUGGCCCACUGGGCACAGCUGGGCCGCCUCCCGUGACUCAGACACUGUGCCCAGCAGCAUCUCAUCCCUCUCAGACCCUCCGCGGAGGGCACAGGCUACGGCAAACACCUGGCAUUUCACGGCCCCCCACCUCUAAAUUGGAGGAAGCCCCUUCUACUUCCAGUCUUUCCCUUUUGGCAUUUCAUCCUGGGCUGGCUAAGUCCUACACACUCUGAUAUACAUCUCCCUCUUGAGUAGCCUUCCAACUCAAGCAGGGAAUCCCACUGGGAUGUUGCCUCAGAUCCUCCCAGUGUCGAGGGAAACACUUCCCACGCGCAGAGAUGUCAUUACUGGGUUACACUUGGGUAAAGGGCUGAGCUUCCCCAUCCUCCCCUUCGCUCCAGAUAGAAUGUUAAAUUAUACCCUAACACCCCUCCUCUCCCGCCAAAAAUAAUAACAAGCAAGAAAGUAUAGACUAAUUAUUUUAGUCCUUUAGUACAGUCGGUUUCCUUUUUCACCCCCCCCCCCCCAAUUCCAGAACAAAAAUCGAACUUCUGGUUGGACAGCGUCAGGAGAUGUCACGGAGGUGACCUCAGCCUCUUUGCAGUUCCAAGUCUUCCAUGUAGGCGUCACUGCUGCUGGAACUUUGUAAAUGAGGAGCCUGUAUGAUGAUGUCCUGAACCGUUUUCUAUCCUUUCCUCACAUAGAGGUAGCUACUGGGAAUAUCAGAGACAAGCUAUUAUUAAAUGUUUCCAGUCCAAGAAGUCUCCUGCUGUAGGGAGAUGAGAGGGCAGGCUAUAUAUUACUGAUAUUUUAAUAAACUCUAGUUUUAAAAAAAUUCCUCAGAUGGACACAUUUAUUUCAAGAUUUCAAAAUCUUUCAAAACCAACUGACUCACAUCUCACCCCAUUUAUUCCCCUCCAGACACUUCUAAUAGUUACCAUCUCCAACUUUCCCCAAACAUACACAAUAAAAAGAAUAUGGCUCCAGAAUUCUAUGGUAACAGAAACCAAAGAGAUAGGUAAUUUGACAGUCUGUUUCCUUUCCACUACUACAAAAGUAUACCCCCUCCCACUCUUUCCUCAUUCUCAGUCACCAGAAUGAAGGGCCUGAAAACGUUGGUGUGGUUCCUUUUAGAGCUGUUUCCCCAUUGGAUACUGCCUGGAGGCCUUGGGGAUGAAUGAGAAGUUCUGCAGUUUGGAUCGGUAGGAGAAGCAGGUUACACACCAGGCAACUGGUCAGCCUAAGACAGGAGGGGACAGAAAAUGAUGAAGAGUUUCUGAUACAUUCAGUAGCCAAACUGCUACAGUGGCCCCCAUGUCUCCUAUAAGGUCCAUAAAUCUCUCUCGGCAAGAAAAAUGGUUCAGGAAGCCUAAGUUUAUACAUGUGCCAAGAUAACUUGCUCUGUCCUCAGACACUGUAUGUCCUUUUAUUUUUAUUCAGUGCAUAGCAAAUUUGUGCUUCUUCCCUGCCUUAACACAUUCACUUAAAGGUCUCUGUAAUGCAGCUCCUCAGUUCUCCUCCUCUGCAUAGCCUCUGCUCCUUUAGCUGCUGCCUUUCAUAUUGUGGCGAAAAGGAAGCUUCAGGAUUAUAAAAACCAGUACUUAAUGAAGACCAUUAUUCUAAUGACAAUAUUGCUGGACUGUGCUGAA